AUGAGCCUAAAACUCUCUUCUUGCUGACCAAGCUCACGACUCCUAUAUAAAAAAGAAACAAAAACCCCAAGAAGCCUUUCUAAUAUCCUUUUCACACCAAAGAAAGUCAUUAAACCAAAUUUUCCCCAAAGAAGAAAUAGUUUGCUCGACGGCAGUGAAAGUAGCAAUCUUGAUGCGUCUCCUAAGCUGCAUUCACGUAGAUCUCCUCGAAAUGAACAAUCAAUAAAUCAAUCAACCAAUUUUUCUCCAAAUGAUUCCACAAGCAGUUUAAAUUCGAAUUAUCAUAAAUUUAGCUCAAGGACUAUUUUGACUGCGAAAAAUAAAACUAGGGCACAAAGAUCUUCUUCUCUUUUUUCUCCGACCCAGCUUGAGUCGGCAACUCCGCAAUCCACAAAUUUGAGAUCCUCUAAUAAAUCUACAUUAGAAGAUCUUGGAUCAUAUAAUCCAAGGCCAGAAAGAGCAGUAACUAAAACACAUUCAUCACCAGAUUUGACAUCUAGUCUUGGAGAACUGCCCAAUGAAAAACCUAAAUCCUUAGAAAAAUUAUCUUUUCAUUUAUGGAGAGAGUUUUAUAUUUUUGCGUGUCGUUUUAUAUACAAAAGUUUUGUUUGCAAAUAUCAUAAAGAAUUUAAUUUAUUAAACACAAUAGGGAUAAUUCAGUAUUUUUCUAAUACUCUUGCUCACUCCAGAGGAAGGAGUAAAGAAAAUCCUCAGAGUGCACAUCUUCUAGAAAAACUAGUAACCCAAGUGAAAUCUCCAAACUUACAACCCCCUUGCCUCGAAAAAGCCAACGCAAAGCUAAUGCAAAUGAAAGCAGAAACUCUUUAUAAGCAGCACUUAUUUCAAACUUGUCAAGCUUUAAAGCUGAUCAAAAAGCUGCAGCCCCUAAACUGUAUUCAAUUAAAUGAGAAAAAGAUUAAUUUACAGAAAAAGCCGGGCCAUGAAAAUAAAAAAACAGUCAUUUUUGAUUUGGAUGAAACUUUAGUCCAUUGCAAUGGUGUUUGUUAUGAUCUUUAAAAGCUAUUAAUUUGUAUAUAAAACUAAAACAAAUUCGGCUUUAUCUGCCUUAAUAUCAAAAAUUCCAGAUCAAAAAUCAAGCACCGAUUGCAAUGAAAUAAGCAAAAAAUUCACGCCUGACGCUGUUCUCCCAAUUCGCUUUGUUACAGGCGAAGUUAUCAAUGUAAACUUUAAUUAGGCUGGAAUUAAUAUAAGACCCUAUACAAAAGAGUGCUUGGAAUAUGCAAGCCAAAAUUUUGAAGUCAUUGUAUUUACGGCUAGUCACAAAUGCUACGCAGAUGCUGUCUUAGAUUAUUUGGACCCCAAAGGGGAUUUAAUUCAUCACCGAUUCUAUCGAGACAGCUGUAUAAUCAACCAAGGGGUUUAUAUAAAAGAUUUAAGGAUUUUUCUAAAUCGUGACCUUUGUGAUAUGAUAAUUGUGGAUAACGCAGCUUAUAGCUUCGCCUAUUUGUAUAUUUUUUUAAAAGAUUAUUUAAAAGCUCACUUUCAGUAGCCUAAGACCUUAUUCCAUUCCCAAUGAGCUGCCGCUUGUUAAUUUUCCGCAAAUGACCUUGCUACUCCUUUUGGACGGUGUCCGAAGUCAGAAGGUUUGUGAACCUCACUGCGUAUCUGCAGAGUUGCCUUCCAUAAUGUCGAAACUUUAUUUCCUAUUAAAAAACUUUUCUCAAACUUGGGCCCUUAGCUUAUCAAUAAUGCAGCCCCAUCUUCGCCUGCAAAACCCUUUUCGGAUAUACAUCUUAGACCCCCUAUAUCUUACUCAAUGUCCCAGCUCAUUUCGGCUAGCUGGCUAUACCCCAAUCCCUGCUUUGGAUCGGGCUAUGCAGGAGUUAAUUCUUUAUGCCAUUUUAAUGCAUCUAUAGUUUUGCCUAUCAAAUUGAUAAUGGAAUUCCAAUAAUUUCUUGAUUUGACGAUAAAAAUGAUACAUGGCCAAGCAUAAACCCCCACCAAACUACCUAGUCUUUAUAAUAAGAAAUAUAAGAGAUAUUGCAGUAUUUUCGCUUCUACAUUAUUAAACACAAUUAUAGCGUAUUUUGCACAUAUAUUUCAUACUUUUUCAUAUCCCAACUAUAUUCAAAAUUUUUAUAUUGCUAGCAAAUUUUGCUCAUAUUUUUGAAUAAAAUUUAAAUGAUAUAUAUCAUGCUUUAUAUAUAUAAAGCAAGCUAUUUAAGUAUUCUAAAUUAGUAAAAUGCAUUGAUUUAACGAAAUCGAUGCUAGAUGUUGUAUGUGCCUAUAAUAAAUUUGAAUUGAUUUAUUUGUCUCUAUCCAUUUUGUAGCAGAAUUCAACUGGAUUCGUGCUUAAAAUUCGAUAAUUAAGGCAUAUUCAGCAUAUUUCUCUAUUAACUCCUUUAUUUAUUAGUCUAAAAUGCUUACCACAUUAAAAUUUUGUACAUAGUAGAGAUAUGAGAUAAAAUAUUAAAUAUGUGUGUAAACAUACUAAAAAUCUCGUUUUAAUAGUUUAGGAGUGAAAAUACUGCAAUAUAUCUUAUAUUUCUUAUUAUCCAGACCAGGCAGAUUGACGGGGUUUAUGCUUGUCCAGAUACAGAACUCUUGAACCUUAUCAAUUAUUUGAAAGUUUUGCAAGAAGUAAAAGACGUUAGAGAAAUAAACAGAGAGACUUUUAAGCUUUAUUCAUUGGCAGAUGAAAGUGAAGAAAGCAUUCUUAAUAGAGUCAAAAGGAGAGUUGUGCAUAGAAGAACCAGAUCAGUGGACGAUUCCAAAAUUAAAGAGUAA
Messenger RNA from Blepharisma stoltei, 2748 nucleotides. The record is from the annotation of a GenBank genome assembly. Lineage: Eukaryota; Ciliophora; Heterotrichea; Heterotrichida; Blepharismidae.